Messenger RNA from Penicillium vulpinum, 1035 nucleotides. RefSeq names its product transaldolase family protein. The transcript is spliced from 6 exons. Gene Ontology annotation, molecular function: transaldolase activity. Bases 1 to 1035 code for a protein of 344 amino acids. The record is from RefSeq and is a predicted model, not a curated record. Lineage: Eukaryota; Fungi; Ascomycota; Eurotiomycetes; Eurotiales; Aspergillaceae. Gene Ontology annotation, cellular component: intracellular anatomical structure. Gene Ontology annotation, biological process: carbohydrate metabolic process; pentose-phosphate shunt, non-oxidative branch.
AUGGCAGUACACACAGGUCUCGACUAUAUGCGUUCGCGCACGUUGGUCGACUGUGAUACGAUGGACGACGAAGGUGACUGGUCCUUCUACAUAGUCGAUUAUUACCAUUGUCAGAUAACUGACUAUGUUCUAGUUGCCAAAACCUUCGGCCCUUUUCAAGACUGUACUUCCAAUCAAGCUAUUGCACUCGCCGAGCUUUCUAAGCCAGAGCGGUUUGAUGUCCUUACGGCGUCGCGCGCAGAGGCGUCGAUAUUGCAUCUGAGGCACUCCAUAGAUGAGAAUGAAUUGGCUGUUGAGAUUGCGAUGGUUACGUUGACCCUAGAAAUGGCAAAACAUAUCGGUGGACGUGUCCAUGUACAGGUUAAUCCUUACUCUUCGUACUCGACUGAGAAGAUUGUGGUCAAUGCACUCCGAAUCGUGCAAUUGUUCCAGAAUCUCCAGCCCGGCUUCAAUGCCAAUCGAAUUUGUAUCAAGAUUCCGAGUACAUGGGAAGGAAUGAUGGCCUGCCGCACCCUUGAGUUGGCUGGUGUGCAUACUUUAGCAACCACUCUGUUUAGCAUGACUCAAGCUGUACUUGCUGCUGAGGUCGGCUGUACUUAUAUCGCGCCAUAUGCGAAUGAACUGAAGGUGCAUUUCGAAGCGGGUUACGUGGACAAUGCGAAAUUGCUCCCGCUUUGCGUAGCCAUUCAGAAAUACUAUAAUUCCAUCAAUUCGCGCAUAAAAGUCCUCCCCGCUAGCUUGGCUUCUGUCGAGGAUAUGUUUGCCCUCGCUGGAGCGGAUCACAUCACUAUUUCACCAGGUUUGUUGACACAAUUGACCCAGCCUUAUGCAGAAAAUGUCAAGUCGCUAUUUGAUGUUGCGCCGACACUUCCAAUCCCCGCGCGGGAUGUCUCUUUCAUGAACGAUCCUGGAAGAUACAAGAUCACAUUUGCGCGGGAUCAGGGUGGUGCUAGUCAGAUCAAGUUGACAGACGCUAUAAAUAUCUUCUGUGAUGCCCAGGAUGAGUUGGAGCGGCUUCUAGGGUCAUACCUUUGA